This is a messenger RNA of Archocentrus centrarchus (flier cichlid), 1807 nucleotides long. RefSeq names its product cytokine-inducible SH2-containing protein-like. NCBI's taxonomy places the organism in Eukaryota, Metazoa, Chordata, Actinopteri, Cichliformes, Cichlidae. The coding region runs from base 379 to 1023 and encodes 214 amino acids. Gene Ontology annotation, cellular component: phosphatidylinositol 3-kinase complex. Gene Ontology annotation, biological process: intracellular signal transduction; phosphatidylinositol phosphate biosynthetic process. The transcript has 3 exons. Gene Ontology annotation, molecular function: 1-phosphatidylinositol-3-kinase regulator activity. The record is from RefSeq and is a predicted model, not a curated record.
GUGGUGCUUGUUGGCGGAGUCCGGUGGAGCUGCUGCUCUUCUGUCCCUGCGGGCGUUUAAACACAAAACCUUUCCUGGAAACAGAUUCCGGGAAGCGCUGUGAGUGCCGCUGAACCGAGCUGCUGUCUGCUCUGCGCCUCACUCCGUAACGGGAGCGCUUCAGUCGCAGUUCGUACCUGCAGCAGACCGCAUGCAUUUUUUAAAAUACAAUUUUGUAGGACUGAUGCAGAAACUUUGAAGGAACGCUUAUUAUUUUUCGCUGUCAGACACUCUGUUUAAAUAUUCAGUCAUCACUCGCUGGACUUCCUGCAGAUGUUUUUGUACACUGGUUGCAAGCCUUAUGAGUUUUCGUGAUUUGAGGUGCACUGUCGGUCAGAAAUGGUUGCUCGGGCAGUGACCAUUUUCCAUCACGAGGAACAGAGAAACUCAUGUUGCUCAGAUCCUGUCCCUCCAUCCUGGGACCCAGCAGAUGACCUCCGCUGUAUCACCACCACCUUCCAGUACCUGCAGACUUCUGGUUGGUACUGGGGUUCCAUCUCAGCAAGUAAAGCUCGGGAAACUCUCCUCACAAAGUCUGAAGGCACAUUCCUGGUGCGGGACAGCAGCCAUCCUCAGUACAUGCUGGCUCUGUCAGUGAAGACCCGCUUUGGACCUACCAGUGUGCGUAUAGAGUACAGCAGAGGCUGUUUCUGGCUCGACUCCAUUUCCCCUGGCCUGCCUCAGCUGCAGUCCUUCCCAGAUGUUCUCAGCCUUGUACAGCACUACACCUGCUCAGGCCACCCACCACAAGGUCAGACAUCUAGUGACAUUCACCCCCAAACGAUGCCUGACCCUUCGCAGCAUGCAGCUAAAGACAGCGGAGUCCCCCUGAUGCUGAAGCGUCCGUUGCACAGACUGGAGGUUUUCCCCUCUUUGCAGCACCUGGCACGGCUCACCAUCAACAGUCACACAAACCGCCCCAACCAGCUGCCCCUCCCAAAGCCUCUUCUGUGCUACCUGCAGGACUAUCCUUUCUCGAUAUAAUAUCUGUCCCUCAGAUACAAGACAAACAGACUGGAACAUGGUCGCAUCCAUGAGCACAUACUGUGAAUCUGGGACAUUUUAAGACCCCAGAAAGAAGAACUGUCUGAUAUAUUUAUGUAUAAUAAACCACUCUUGACCUCACUGCUCAUGAAUGAGCUCAUUCCAUUGCCACUGUUAUUCUUCAGUAAAUAUUCAGUUAUUUUUACACGUCUGCCUCAGCUGCUGUGACAUGUGAAAUGCCAAUGUGUGAGUUGUUGUCUUUCAUUCUUUUUUUUUUUUGUGGCCCAGUGAGAAGAAAGCAGUUCCUAAACCAGCGCUUUCAAGUGUUUUUCAAUAAGGCAGCCUCCACUUAUAAAUAAUAAAUCAGUAAAAACAAAAUUGCUGCUCUGUGCUUUCUUGUUCCUGUGGAGAUGACAUUAGCAACAAUUUGAGGUUUUGCGGGUUAAGAGCAACUGCUUUUCUCAGUAUUGGAGCCCACUGGUGGGGGGGGGAAGACACAAAAUUACAAGGAACAAAUUAAAACUCCAAAAUAAACACAAACAGAUUCAAAGUCUGCACAAAGAAACAAAACAGCAUGCGAGAGAAAUAAAUGAAACAGAAAGAGACACAAGAUUGCAGACAUGAGUCUGUACCCAGAGUCUGGCUGUGGGUACCGUGUGUGCAUAUAAUGUGUUGUGGAUUUCUUUAAGGUUCACAAUCCUGAUAGAAAUCAGAUAUCUCUCGUUUACAGAAGGAAUAAAAUCCUUACCAGCAUCAAAUGUUCAGCAAAUACAAAAGCUAACAA